This is a messenger RNA of Clupea harengus (Atlantic herring), 1106 nucleotides long. RefSeq names its product ER membrane protein complex subunit 10 (gene emc10). The record is from RefSeq and is a predicted model, not a curated record. Lineage: Eukaryota; Metazoa; Chordata; Actinopteri; Clupeiformes; Clupeidae. Gene Ontology annotation, cellular component: EMC complex.
UGCUUAUCUCCUUCCUGCACUACGCCAAACAAAAUGGCUUCGUCGAUACCACCACACAUUUCUCUGUCGGUUCUGUCAACAAUUAUAUUGCUAUUUUGUACAGAAUAUGCAAACUGCAAUCUCGGUAGAAGAACAAGUGAUGCUCUGGAUACGGACUUCUCUGUGCCCCUCGAGCAUUCUUUUGAAAUAGAUGAUAUGCCAAGGUUUCGGCGGCGUGGCUCACUUGAGUUGCGACCUGGGAGAGAGACUGGUGUCACCAUUUCCCAGAGUCAUCUUUCAGAGGAGGACAGGAACAUGCUGAAGGAAGUUGCUGCUGUGGAUGGUCUCUACAGAAUCCGAGUUCCCCGAGUGGCUUUACAAGUAGACAGACAGACAGAGAAGCAGACAGAUGGCUACCUCACAGCUUUUGUGAGAGCGUGUGCUUUGGUGGAGUCUCACCUGAGUGAUAUCAUCACCCUCCACACUGAUGUCACUGGCUACCUCAUUGGUGUCUCCAUAGUGACCUUACCUGGGUCUUGUCAAGGAGUUGAGGUGGAGGACGAGGUCGACCUGGAGUCUUUUAACACCACACUGAGUGUCAUGGGUCCAGUCACCGCUCCCCCGCCAGAGACUGCGUUCUUUAUCGAGAGGAUGGAGAUGGAAAUGGAGAAGAAAGUGAAGAAUCCACAGGAGCAAAAGUCCUUCUUUGCGAAAUAUUGGUAUUUGAUUCUGGGCGGUGCAGUGUUCCUCAUGGCCACCAGUUCGGCACAGCCCCCAGCAGGGGGCGACAGAGAGCAGAGCUGAUUCCCAUUCAUUUCAAUGGAUGUACAUCGUUCCCCUCGUCCUCUUCCUCAUGAUGUCCGGUGCACAAGACCAGUCUGGGGGCGGGGCUGGCGGCGGGGCGGCCAAUGGAGGUGGCCGAUGAUCGCCAUGGCGAUGUGACAUGCAUGAGUGGACACCUUCCUGUUGUGUGUAUAUAAUGCUGAAUGAAUGAUAACUGAUAGCUAAAUUAACUUAAAUUAAAUGUGCACUCGCACAAGACCAUGGGGCUCUUGCCAAGAUUUGAAUUGUAUUGCAUUUUUAUUACUGAUGUAACUAAUGAAAGGAAUUAAACUCCUCUUAAAGUA